GUCUUCACAUGUGUCACACCACCUCACAAGCUUAUCCGUAAAUUUCGUAUGUUUACAACGGUUAUUCUUAAAAGCUUCAAAACCACGUACGAUAAUCCCUUUUCCGUGUUCUAUUUACGUUUUCCAUUUUUGUUUUCAACCAUGAAUCGAUGAUAGCAACCUUCACAAACAUUUUCUCAAUGUUUUUGUUCAAACACUUUGUUUCAUAAUCAACAAAUUCAGCACUUGAUUUUAUGGCGGCCAUUGAAGCAUUUUCAAAGAGUUUGCUUCAAGAAGUGCAUAAAUGGGGUUGUUUGAAGCAAACUGGUGUGAGUUUGAGGUAUAUGAUGGAAUUUGGUUCACAACCUACUGAUAAGAAUUUGUUGAUUUCUGCACAGUUUCUUCAAAAGGAACUUGCUAUUAGAAUUGCUAGACGAGCUAUUGAACUUGAGAGUCUUCCUUAUGGUUUGUCAAAAAAACCUGCUAUCUUAAAGGUUAGGGAUUGGUAUGUGGAUUCAUUCCGCGAUAUUAGAUCCUGCCCUGAGGUCAAGGAUAUGAAGGAUGAAAGAGAGUUCACUGACGUUAUCAAAGCCAUCAAAGUGAGACACAACAAUGUGGUACCGACAAUGGCUUUGGGUGUUCAGCAAUUGAAAAAAGAGUUGAAAACAAAGAUUGAUAGUGAAGAUCUUGUUGAGAUUCAUGAGUUCCUUGAUCGCUUUUACUUGUCAAGAAUUGGAGUCCGAAUGCUUAUAGGGCAACAUGUCGAGUUGCACAAUCCCAACCCUCCUCCCCAUGUGGUUGGUUAUAUACAUACAAAAAUGUCUCCUGUGUCGGUGGCAAGGAAUGCUAGUGAGGAUGCACGCUCUAUAUGUAUGCGUGAAUAUGGAAGUGCACCUGAAAUCAAUAUUUAUGGGGAUCCUGAUUUCACUUUUCCGUAUGUUCCAGCUCACUUGCAUCUUAUGGUAUUCGAGUUGGUUAAGAACUCGCUACGUGCUGUCCAAGAGCGUUAUAUGGAUUCUGACAAAGUUUCACCUCCCAUAAGAAUAAUAGUUGCUGAUGGAUUAGAGGAUGUUACCAUAAAGAUAUCUGACGAGGGAGGUGGAAUUCCAAGAAGUGGUCUGCCGAAAAUCUUUACAUAUCUGUACAGUACUGCCAGAAACCCAUUGGAUGAGCAUGCAGAUCUUGGAGUAGCUGAUAGUGUGACAACAAUGGCUGGAUAUGGAUAUGGUCUUCCUAUUAGUCGUUUAUAUGCUCGGUACUUUGGAGGUGAUCUUCAAAUAAUCUCCAUGGAAGGAUAUGGGACUGAUGCAUAUCUCCAUUUGUCUCGUUUGGGGGAUUCACAAGAACCUUUGCCCUGAAGAUCGAUUAUAUCGUUUUCAGCCACACUCAAGAAUUGUGGAGAAUAACUCAAAGUAACAUUGAAUUCGUAAAAACAUGUAGAAAAUGACUGCUGUCAAUUUUUUUUCAUACUCUAUUAACUCGACAGAUUAUGUGUAUAUAUUUAAUUCAUGCAUAAGAUUGUGUAUGGUGUUUAAUGCUCCUUUCUUUGCCAUUGCAUCAGCUUUGGAAAAUUGGUAUUUUCAUUGUUUAGGCUGAA
Molecule: messenger RNA, 1576 nt
Organism: Medicago truncatula (barrel medic)
Lineage: Eukaryota; Viridiplantae; Streptophyta; Magnoliopsida; Fabales; Fabaceae
Product: pyruvate dehydrogenase (acetyl-transferring) kinase, mitochondrial
Exons: 7
Coding region: 234-1337 (367 amino acids)
Biological process (GO): protein phosphorylation; regulation of glucose metabolic process
Cellular component (GO): mitochondrion
Molecular function (GO): pyruvate dehydrogenase (acetyl-transferring) kinase activity
Source: RefSeq, a predicted model, not a curated record